Eublepharis macularius is the source of this 3105-nucleotide messenger RNA. RefSeq names its product dystrobrevin binding protein 1 (gene DTNBP1). Gene Ontology annotation, biological process: neuron projection development; negative regulation of protein kinase activity; anterograde synaptic vesicle transport. The transcript is spliced from 10 exons. Gene Ontology annotation, cellular component: plasma membrane; neuron projection; BLOC-1 complex. The coding region runs from base 137 to 1192 and encodes 351 amino acids. The record is from RefSeq and is a predicted model, not a curated record. NCBI's taxonomy places the organism in Eukaryota, Metazoa, Chordata, Lepidosauria, Squamata, Eublepharidae.
CCUCCCUCCUCCCCUGGCCCCCCUCCCAAUCCCUGUCCCGUGUUUUUCGGGUUCUGCAGUGAAGUUGAGCCUCUUCGCGCGGGUCUGUUCCUGCGGCCCUUGCUUUGGGUGCCCGCUUUGCGCGCCGGGGCGGAAAAUGUUCGAGAGCCUGCGCGGUCGGCUCCUGAGCGUUCAGCAGGAUUUGACCUCGGGGUUGAAAACUUUGGGCGAGAAAUCGAGAGAAGCCAAAAUAAGCAAACAGAGGACUGUUAAGUGUUUGCCAGAGUUCUCUGCUGGAUUAGAUCUGCUAAGCAGGUAUGAAGAUAUUUGGGCAACCCUUCACAGAGGAACAAAAGAGUGUGCAAAAAUGGGAGAGUUGGUGGAUAGUGAAGUUGUGAUGCUUUCUGCACACUGGGAGAAGAAAAGAAGCAGUCUCCUAGACCUUCAGGAACAGCUGCAGCAAAUCCCUGUUUUUCUAGCAGAUUUGGAAUCCACAACAGCUAGCCUGGUCCAGUUGGAAGCAAAUUUUAAGGAAGUGGAGAACCAUUUACUGAAUCUUGAGGAUCUCUGUGGACAGUGUGAAUUGGAAAGAUACAAGCAUAUACAGAUACUUCAGCUGGAAAAUUACAAGAAGACUAAACGAAAAGAACUUGAGAUCUUCAAAGCUGAACUAGAUGCAGAGCAUGCACAGAAAGUUCUGGAUAUGGAGCACACUCAGCAGAUGAAGCUCAAAGAACGGCAGAAGUUCUUUGAAGAAGCUUUCCAACAGGACAUGGAGCAGUACCUCUCUACUGGAUAUCUCCAAAUAGCUGAAAGACGAGAGCCAAUAGGAAGCAUGUCUUCUAUGGAAGUGAAUGUGGACAUGUUGGAGCAAAUGGAUCUUGUGGAUAUGUCUGACCAAGAAGCCUUAGAUGUAUUUCUUAAUUCCGGAGGAGAGGACAGUACUAUGCCAUCUCCUAUGAUAGGGCCAGAGUCUACCACCUGUCAAAAUGAAAUCAGUCUUCAAGUCCCUACUCCGUCCGAGUUGAGAGAGAAGUGGUCUUCAACAACAGGCUGGACUGAUUCUACUAGCCAGGAUGCCAGUGAAGGAGAGUCACCUGUGAUCCAGUCAGAUGAGGAAGAUGUACAAGUGGACACUGCCCUUGAGGCUGAUGGUGCAGAAGUGAAGGGCCCGUCUGACCUCAGUGAUGAGAGUGACUCACAAACAGGCUGAGUCUAAUCAAAGUGCUUCAUAGGAAUUAUGACCCUGGAAUGAGUGAAGAAACAGUCGAAUCAGCUUGCCUGUGUUACUAUAAUGAUUUAUCAUGAAAAAAAUUAGCACAUACAAAAUGAGUUUCAGUCAUGUGAAAUAUUUUUAUAAAAUUUUUCAAAGCACACCAUUUAGCAAUAAUGCCUUGGCUUUUGAACACAAAACCUUCUAUAUAGAGGGUUGCCCAAGGAAUAAGUUUUGAAAGGGUUUUAUUUUAAUGUCCUUAGUAGGAAUGUUAAAAAAUAUAGGUGUGUGUGUGUUUUGUUAUUAGUGUGCCUGUCUCAAUUGCUGUGGUUAAAAACCGAGAAAACCCCUACUGCUUAUAUUCAAAUGGUUAACCACAGAAUAAUCACCUCUAAUGUUCUGCUCUCCAACCUGCAAAAGGGAAAAAGCCAGGUGAGAGGUUGCAUUGAACAUUUAAAGGGAGUGGUGGAGCUCAUUUUCUUACUGAAGUAGUGGGUGUCACACACAUCAUUAGUUGCAAAAAGUUUCCAUGCUGGGAAAAUAAUUGUAAAGUGUAUAUAGCUCGAAUGCAAAACAUUUUAACUAGUUCUAUAAUGACAGAAGUUCUUGCACUUCUGCUUUACCUUUUACAAUUCCCUCCGUGGUACUGCUUUGUCUUAUUUCUUCAAGGCAAACUCAAAUGAAAGGUUUUAAAGGGACCCAGGGUGGUGGUCUUCAAGCUGCCUUUCACAUUCAGUCUGAAAGUCACAUUAUUUUAUAGUGUCUUACCGCACAUUGAUACAGAAAGGGUUGAAAAUUAUUGUGCUAUGUUUGAGACUCUUCUGGCCAUAGGUACAAUUACUAGAAUAGCAGAACCCUCCCAAGCCUGCUGCCCCCUUAUAAUGUCUAUUUCUGAACUUCCCAUUCCUUGUAUGAGAAUUGGGAGUGGUUAUAAAUCAAUAACUAUUCUUAAGGAAUAGUCAACUUUAAUUUCCAUUCCUUAGCAACACUGCCCGUUGAACAGCUGCUCACCAAGCAUGAUAUAACUAGAAGCUCAUUAACCUGGAUCAAAGCUGACUGAGGAAGAGGAAAAUUGUGACCAAUCCCCACCCAGUAUUAAGCAGUAUGUUCACCUACUAUUAGUCUCCCAAGCCCAUCCUUAUAGGUAACGAGUUGAUAUAAUUACUUUUGACAUUAUACAAUGACAAUGUAUUACACGAUGACAUUAUGCAAUGGCCUUGAGGCUGUCUCUGAUUAAGAAUGUAAAAUCUAAUAGAAGGGGAUGGAAUACUAAGAAUAGUAAGUAGUUUGACAGAGACUGUUAUAUGGAUUUAUUUCUCACCUGGUAGAAUACUGUACUACAGUAAAAUGAAAACUAGGUGUAACUAUAAGUUACUAGUUUUCCCUAGCCUAUUAGAUGGUCAUAUCUAUUUUUUUUAAAAUAGCUAAUUUUAACUCUACUACUCUCUCAGAAGAAAGACAAAGUGUCCAAAAGUGUUUUUUUUAUUAAACCUUGUAUUACAAACCUGAAAAGUAAACAAAAACUGGCAAUAAACAUGAAGUCUUUCCUUACAAGGAAAGAGAGCAGAGCAGCGCUAAUAAAUUAAAUGUCAAACUGUAAGCCAUAGUCAGAAGUUUACUGUCAAGAAGGAAAAAGUACACAGCAAGGCCAUAAAAACCGGACAACCACAUUGGAAAACACUCGACUCUGUAUGUUAUUGUUAAAUAUUUUCAAAACAGUUUAGUCUUCUGCAACAACCAACAAUAUGUAUUUUAUAAGACUUUCCUGACAGUCACCACUGGCAAGCUCAGUGCAAUAUGGGUAGCUCUACGGUCUUGUUGAAUUCAAUUAUGAAACAAAGAGUUUGUGAAAACAUUUUCCCUUUUUUAUUCCACACAUACUGUACACACAACUGGAAAAGGGCAACAACUAC